UUGGCCAAUCGCCGCGCGAUAGCACUGCCUGUGAUUGGCCUCAAAGUCACCGCUUUUUUAAGCGUUAAAUAAGUUUUAAUUAACUUUUUUUGACACAAAUUUGUCGUUAAUUCGUGUGUUUUUGUGACACAAAAGUGACCGAAAAAUGUUGAAAAUUAUCCGCAAAAGUAGUUUGAAAUCACUUUUAGAUAUAAAUGGACCGAAAGUGGGCCACAAGUCGGUGAUAAACCACGCGGUGAACGGCAUGCGCGCUGCGAGUGUCGGCGCGAUCCGGAGCAUGUGGUCCGAGAGCGCCGGUAGACCUCGUGUGCAAACCCCCGUCACCACUGGUGCCACUGAUGGCCGCACAGCCCCUCCGGGGGCGCCGGGAGGCGACCAGUUUGAGGAGAGACCACAGUUUCCCGGCUCGCGGUCCGAGUGGACACAAGAGUUGCGUUUCGUUGAUCCCAACAGUUAUGACGGCAUUCCUGUGUAUCGGGUCAUCGAUAAGAGUGGGGAGACAUCGGUGCACGACUUGCAGCUGUUGGACACCCGGCUGGACAGGGAUCUACUCAUCAGAUUGUAUCGCGGAAUGGUACGUCUGAACCAAAUGGACACAAUCCUCUACAACGCCCAAAGACAGGGCCGGAUCUCCUUCUAUAUCACAUCCCAUGGCGAAGAGGCCACACAUUUCGGACCCGCGGCCGCUCUCGACUUCCAGGACCUCGUAUACGGCCAGUACAGAGAGCCAGGUGUGCUCAUAUGGCGCGGCUUCAAACCGGACGACUUCGUGGACCAGUGUUUCGGCAAUCGUAACGAUUUGGGGAAAGGGAGGCAAAUGCCGAUUCAUUACGGCUCCCGCGCCCUCAACUACAUGACCAUUAAGUCGACGCUGACCUCGCAAAUGGUGCACAGCGUGGGCUCGGCCUACGCCUACAAACGCCAACAAAACGGCCGGUGCGUGUUGUGCUACUUUGGCGACGGCGCCGCCUCCGAGGGUGACGCCCACGCGGCCCUCAACUUCGCCGCCACUCUCGACGCGCCCGUCAUUUUCUACUGUCGUAAUAACGGUUUCGCGAUCUCGACGCCAACCCACGAGCAAUACCGGGGCGACGGCAUCGCGGCCAGAGGUCCGGCGCUGGGCAUACCUACCGUACGCAUCGACGGCAACGACGUGUUGGCCAACUUCAUGGCCACCGCUGAGGCGCGACGUAUAUGCCUGGAGGAGAGCCGUCCGGUGCUCAUCGAAGCCAUGACAUACCGGGUGUCGCACCACUCGACGUCGGACGACUCGACCGCCUACCGGAGCGUCGAUGAGGUGCGCAAUUGGACCCAAAACGAUCACCCGAUCGUACGGCUCAAGAAGUUGCUGCUGAAGAGGAACUGGUUCUCUGAGGAUGAGGAGCAGCGAUACAAAGAGGAGGCGCGCAAAGAAAUUAUGGCCGCUGUGGUGAGGGCCGAGAAAGUGAUGAAACCGUCGGUGGAGUCCAUGUUUACCGAUGUUUAUGAGGAACUGCCCGACCAUUUGCGCGAUCAGUACCGCGAGUUGUGUGAACACGUUGAGGCCUAUCGCGAACACUAUCCGAUGGGUCUGUUCGAUAGCGCCGACAGUCGCGAGAAGUAG
This is a messenger RNA of Oppiella nova, 1603 nucleotides long. The record is from the annotation of a GenBank genome assembly. NCBI's taxonomy places the organism in Eukaryota, Metazoa, Arthropoda, Arachnida, Sarcoptiformes, Oppiidae.